UGUUGUGACGUUUGCGUUGUUGUGAUCGUGACAUAACCUAUAACCAGCUGCAUUGCUACCUCAACUUUUCUUGCCGUCAUGUGAUUGUCCCAAAAUAAAACGAAUGUAACAAAAAAUCGUUGAAUCUUACAACGAAUUUUGAAGUUCAUUCAAAAACACGUAACAGAAAAAACAUUAAACAAAUAUAAUCUUAUGUAACAUCAGACUGAAGGAUACUGUAACGUACAAUAUUUGCACAGAAGUUUAAACAGAAAGAGUGAGUUUCGGCUAAACGUAGAUUUGGCGCGAAAGGCUGAUGUUAGAACGACCGUCAUUGAGAAAUGCAGGGAGCGAGAGCGAGGCGAGCGCGGCGCCGCCUCAUCAGUCUCUACGCGGCACGUGAACACACUGCACGGUCGCUCACGGCGGUCAAGGGCAAACUUACGCGAGCACAUUUUCCCACAAUUAUUACAUAAAUUUGUGUCAUAAGAUGUUGCCGUGGGUUCAAGUUACUCUUAUGUUAUGUGCUGUCGGCCUGCUUCGAGAGAUUCGACCGUCAGAGCCCUUCGUUUCCGAGUUCCUAUUGGGAGAGUGGAGAAACAUAACUGAAGAACAACUGAACAGAGAUGUAUACCCUGUGGGGACAUACUGCUACCUGGGCCUGCUUGUUGUGGUCUUCCUCAUCACCGAUUUCUUGAGAUUUAAGCCAGUCAUUGUAUUGUCUGGUCUGAGUGGUAUAGCAGUAUACGCCAUCUUGCUAUGGACAACGAGUCUAGAAUGGCUGCAAGCGUCCCAGUUCUUCUAUGGUCUCUACAUGGCCACGGAAGUCGCCUACUACACUUAUAUCUACGCAAAGGUGGACCCAGCGAAGUACCCUCGCGUAUCCUCAUACACCCGUAUUGCAGCACUGUCAGGCCGGUUCCUGUCUGGCGUCAGCUCACAACUGCUCACACACUUCGGAGUCAUGGACUAUAGGGAUCUCAAUUACAUCACCUUCACAGCUCAGAUCAUGGCGACAUUCUGGGCGCUGUGGCUACCCACCGUCCAGUAUGGCAUCUACUUCCAUCGGAAGACAUCCACCGGAAACCCGCCGCUAGACAAAGAUCUACAUCCACCUAAUGGGCACCUACUCCGUUCCAACGUGGUAGAAGCAUCGACUUUGAUCGCUCGACACGCGCGCUCAGCGUACACCAGACCCAAAGUGCUGGCGUGGUCGGCAUUGUAUGCGGUUGCACUCGCACUGUUCGUCCAAGCUCAGAUCUAUAUGCAGUUGCUAUGGAAACAGAUACAAGAGGACACUGAUUCACCGGUGGCCUACAACGGCGCAGUGGAAGCUGUACAAACGCUCCUGGGCGCUGGAGGUGCGUUCAUAGCAUCAAUGUACUCAUCGUCCGGAGUACCAGCACCCGUGGCGGCCGUGCAAGGAGUCGCAGUCUUCCUAGCAACCUUCGUCAACAACGUGUUCGUGUCCUACGCUGGGUAUAUCGUGAUGGGCAUGUUAUUCCAUUAUACUAUCACUUUGGCCAGUGCAAAAAUCGCGGGUCAGCUCAGCGAUGAGAGCUGCUUCGGUCUCAUAUUCGGUAUCAACACCCUCAUUGGUACAGGAUUACAGUCCAUACUAACUCUGGUCCUCAUCCAAAGCCUGAAGCUACCGAUAGCUUCCCAGUACUUCGCUAUCAGUGGCCUGUACCUCCUACUAGCUUCUAUAUGGCUCCUCGGCUGGAUGAUCACCACGUGCCGCCAGAAACGAAGUAUUAACGUCGACAACCAGUAUUGAUACGCAAUAUAAUCAUAUUGUAAGGAUUUAUUUACAUUAACUUUAUUUAUAAAGGCUGUCUAGUUAUGAAGCAUAACGAGAAGUAAUAUAACCUUUUUUAACUUAAACAUAUCCUGUGGUUUUGUAGUAAUUAGGUGUACAUAGAAGUGAAAGAAAACUAAUUUUAGACGUGACAUUACUACCUCUUUCGGUGUUGCAUGUUCUUACGAAGCUCUGGGCUAUGGAGUAUACAGAGUAGAAGAAGAGAAGAGAGUGUAGAAAUAAAGAGAAUAAUUACUUUAUGAAAAUAUUGCAAAAAUUGCAAAAAAUGCACAAUAAUGCCUAAUGGCGAUACAAUAAUAUUAUAUGCAAAAGGAUGAUAUUUGAUUAUGAAAUGACUAGCUACUUCUUGAAUGGUCAAGUACUUGUUGGGAUUUACGCACUUAACUGUCAUAUUAUAUUUUAAUUUUAACAAUGUUAUGUGAAUUUGAGUAAAGAACAUAAAAGAUCAAAAAUUUAUAAUAACAUUUUACUCCUGCUACUAGGGAGCCUCUUCUGAUAUAACAUAUUUUUCAGAUAUGGAAGUACCUACUCCUAUCCUCUAUACUCCAUGGUCUUAGGCUGGUUUCCCGCGUAAAUGUUUGACAGAUUUUUUUUUAUAGACUAGAAUUUUAAAUUUCCUUCAUUGUCAGCUACGAGGUCUGUGGUUUUUUAAUUACCUGCCUGAUGAGCUACUUACCCGGUGAUCUGUCAACAGGGGUAAUGGUAUGUCGUUUUUAAUCUAUUACAUAUAAGAAAAUGUGUAGUUGCCACUUGUUCAAACUUAGUGCCUUGGUACCUGUACCUUGUAAGUAGAAGAUUCAUAACCUCCUUCUCCUUAUGCAUCUUCUACCCAUUCCAAUGUCACAGAACUUUAAUUAUUGUUGAAAGUUUUACUACCUUUCUUGUUAAUUAACGCAAUACCAUGAGAUAGUUCCACAGAUUGAAUAAUCUGGAAUAGGGUAGUUUCCUAAAUUUUAUUUUAAUGUCCGCCUGGUAUGGUAAAUUUUAUUUUAAUUUUUAAAACAUUAC
This is a messenger RNA of Spodoptera litura, 2806 nucleotides long. Its product is annotated as thiamine transporter 2-like. Gene Ontology annotation, biological process: transmembrane transport; vitamin transport. The record is from RefSeq and is a predicted model, not a curated record. Gene Ontology annotation, cellular component: plasma membrane. Lineage: Eukaryota; Metazoa; Arthropoda; Insecta; Lepidoptera; Noctuidae. Gene Ontology annotation, molecular function: vitamin transmembrane transporter activity.